UCAACCAAACGUCAAGUUCAUCUGUUUUGUGUUUAUAGGAAAGCUGCUCUAUAUAUUAUUCCUAUAAUUUCUAAUUAAUUUCGGCAAUAUAGCGCUGAAAAAUCUCAACUAAGACAAACCAGCAAUGGCGGAAUCACUGGAAAAUAGCGCAUCUGUUGCUUCAACUUCCGUAGCUACGACUUCAGCCUCUGGGACAUUGUCAUCAGAAGCUACGAGCAAUGGCGGUGAAAACAAACAGGAGAAAUCUGAUUCAGAGAUUGUUAAACUCGAAUGCCCUGUUUGCCUACAAACAUGUAUCCAUCCUGCAAGACUUCCUUGUGGCCAUGUUUUUUGUUUUCUUUGCGUCAAGGGAGUUGCCUUCAAAAAUCGUCGUUGCGCAAUGUGUCGUCGGGACAUUCCCCCGAGCUAUCUAGAGCAUCCUCAAUUAGUAAACGGUUUGAAGGAAGUGGAAAAGGCAGCAAAGGCGAAUGAUGGUGCAGAAUAUCAGUGGUACUACGAAGGUCGGAACGGUUGGUGGCAGUAUGAUGAACGCACCAGUCAGGAGCUUGAAGAAUUCUUCCAGAAAAAGGAACGUUUUUGCAAAAUCUUGGUAGCUGGGUUCCUAUAUAUUGUAGAUUUUGAGCACAAAUGUCAAAUUCGACAAAAUGAUCCAUCAAGAAUACGUCGUGUCAAAAGAGAUUUAACGACAAUUCCAAAAAAGGGAGUGGCAGGAUUACGAUUGGAGACGAACGAUCUAACUUCAGGAGCUGCACCCAGCUCUAACCUAGAUGGGGCGUUAAGUUCGGCCGAUUUGCAAGCUGAAACUAAUCUAUUGCAAAUGCAUAGAAAUAUUGUCGUAGAAGAAGCGGAGGAAGAAGAGACAGAGGAGGAAAUUCGUCGGGUUAAUUUGGACGGUAGCUUCAACAGUGAUACGAAUAACAGCUCCAGUGGUUCCAUUGUUAGUGGCAUUGAGCGGAACGUUGGCGGAGAUGUAGAGUUGGCCGACGCGAUUAAUCAGCUAAGUUCAUUGGCGUUGGACGAGCACCGGUUGAAUGAGCAAACAGCAGAGCCAGUUGCUGUAAGAAGACGCAUUAGUGAUCUAUUUCCACUAAGUGAUAGCGAUGACGAUAACGAGGACAACAACCAUGUUAUUCUCUAAACUAUUGGCACUGGUAGCUUGUCUAUGCACAUAAGAUUUAAGUAUAUUGCAUUUUGUACGGAAUCGUUCAAAAGGUUGAACUUUAGCAAUCAAAUUAAAAAGCAUGGUGUCAAGUAUAUGUAAAUUCUUCAUAUUCUUUUGUUCUCCCGUUGCUUAAAUAGAUCAGUGCUCAGUCUCAAUUUUAAGUGUAAAAAUCCUUCAGAGAGACAGGAUGCCUCUUGUUACUCCAUUCAAUUGCGUAUUAGUAUCUCAUACAUAGUGUUUACCCGGAAACAUCUAGUAUGUCCGUUGAGUACAUUCAUAUAAAAAUAUUUCUUCAUAAUGUGAGCAAUAAAAGUGUAGUAAUCCAAUAAUAGUGUGAAUUUAAAUGUUGAUAGUAUUGAUUAGCAGUAGACGCAGAUAGCCUAGUCUUCUGGACGAUUCCGUAAAAACAGGGCGCGUUACGAACAUUACAUAUUUAUAUUUAAGCUGAAAUAAGAAUUUAUUUUUUUUAGUUUACAUAAUUGUAACAUGACAAACAAUUAUUUCCUUCUUUAGUCGUUAAGAACAAAUGAAAUCAGAAAUCAAUAUUUUUGAGGUACUAGUCUAAGAUACUUAUACCGAAAUGAAUAGAAUCAUCAACUAUUUUUGUUACUGCAGCUUUUCAACUGGUUAAUAAAGCCUACAUUUGGCUGCA
Molecule: messenger RNA, 1814 nt
Organism: Topomyia yanbarensis
Lineage: Eukaryota; Metazoa; Arthropoda; Insecta; Diptera; Culicidae
Gene: Rnf146
Product: E3 ubiquitin-protein ligase rnf146
Exons: 3
Coding region: 125-1138 (337 amino acids)
Biological process (GO): ubiquitin-dependent protein catabolic process; Wnt signaling pathway
Cellular component (GO): cytoplasm; nucleus
Molecular function (GO): ubiquitin protein ligase activity; poly-ADP-D-ribose binding; zinc ion binding
Source: RefSeq, a predicted model, not a curated record